Molecule: messenger RNA, 1237 nt
Organism: Cornus florida
Lineage: Eukaryota; Viridiplantae; Streptophyta; Magnoliopsida; Cornales; Cornaceae
Product: protein OS-9 homolog
Exons: 8
Coding region: 120-1022 (300 amino acids)
Biological process (GO): retrograde protein transport, ER to cytosol; endoplasmic reticulum unfolded protein response
Cellular component (GO): endoplasmic reticulum lumen
Source: RefSeq, a predicted model, not a curated record
GUCUUCUUUCAAAGAAGACGAGGCCUGAGUCAAGAAACGUUUCUCUGUGUCGCACAGCACGGAUCACAAUCUUCGUGAUUAGGGUUUCGAUUUACAAAAAACAACGUAGAAGGGAGAAGAUGAGAAUGGUGUUUUGGUGGGCCCUACUUUUCUCUAUCAACCUGUACAACCGCGACGUCUUAGCCGAUCAGAUCUUCCCUGCUCAUGCAGGUGGGACAUUUAGCCGCAGCUAUCGAGAACCAAAGUACAAGAUUGAAUUCUAUCCAGAAGACUCACCUUUUCAACCAGACGAAGACCAGGAGUCUGUGGUUAUGCCCAAAAAAAAUGGAGAGAAGUUUUUAUGUUUUUUGCCUAAAAUGGAGAAAUCUAAGAGCGGCAAGCCUGUCACACAACAGAAUACAAGCAGCUUGAUUGUGGAAACUGAAAAGCGGAUUAAAUUGAAGACACCUGAUGAGCUACUUGAAGUACUAAAGGAUCAAUGCUUUGUCAGACAAGAGGGUUGGUGGACCUAUGAAUUUUGUUAUCAGAAGAAGUUGCGUCAACUUCACUUGGAGGAUGAGAAGGCAGUUCAAGAGUUUGUCUUGGGUGUGUAUGAUCCUGAGGCUACAGCUGCUUACAACCAGAACCUCUCCGACAUCUCAACACUGAAAGAUCCUCGCUCAAGAGAUGCAUCACAAAGGUAUCAUGCUCAUCAGUAUGGAAAUGGAACCAUCUGUGAUCUUACAGGUCAGCCUCGAGAAACUGAGGUGCGAUUCGUUUGCUCUGAGCCCAGAGCUAUGAUUAGCUCUAUUACAGAGUUAUCUACUUGCAAAUACGCUCUCACGGUUCAAUGCCCAAUGCUCUGCAAGCACCCAUUGUUCCAAGAAGAGAGACCCGUUUGGCACACCAUUAGCUGUAAGGUUCUCCCAAAAGAUUACAAGGAACCGAAAGAGAAGGAAGACAGCUAUCAAGAUGGGCGGAUUACCAUGGUCACAGACCAUGAAUAUCCAUCUACUUUGGAUUCUGAAGAAUAUGCAACAUAAGUGGUGUUCACACACUUUUUGAGUGUAUUACUGGAAAGAGGAACUUUGUCAAUACCAACUAAACAAACCUGCUGUUAAUCUGAGAUGUAUUUUCGUUAGUUAAACUCAUAUCAGUUGUGUAGUUUUCUUAUCCUUGGUUGGCAUCAUUUUUCACACAAAUUAUUCUUCUUUGUGAUGUUUCAGAUAUUACCGAAAAGAUUUGUGUAUUUAGAGAA